GAGUGGCUGGAAGGGAAAACAGCCAGUGGGUGGGCUGGGCUGUGGUCCUCUCCCUCGGCGUGAACCAAAAAUCACAUCAACUACUUGAGAGAAACUGCGAAUAUACACACGCCAGAGAAUGAGUUAGACACCGUGCUACGUUUGUGCCAGUGCACUGAAACAUGGGUCACUGCAGUGUCCAAGUCCUUCUGCUGCUCUUGCUGCAGGCCCUACAGACUUUGGCUGAGGGCACAGAUGGACAGUUGGUGUGUCUGUGUGACAGCCCUAAAUGCCCCCAGGCCACAUGCAACGGCGCCAGCUGCUUCUCCUCUGUCAAAGCGGGCAGCGGUGGGAUGGUGUUCGAGCGGGGCUGCCUGGAGGUGCCGGAGAAAAUCCGUCUGCACUGUUCCACAGCUCCUUCCCUCCACCAGGCCAUUCUCUGCUGUGCGGAGGACAUGUGUAACAGCAACACCAGCAGGAUCUCGCUAAUGUCUCUGCUUCCAUCAGUCCCAGAGGGUGAGCCGGUGCGGUAUCGUGUGGAGACGUUGGCACUCUUUGUGCUUGGUCCAGUGGUGGUCCUGGCUCUGCUGUCUGUAGUAGCAGUGCUGGCCUGCAGGAGGCUCCACCACGGUCGUCUGCAGAGGCUGCAGGAGUUUGACACCGAGCAGGGAGCCAUAGACGGUCUCAUCAGCUCCAACGUGGGAGACAGCACUUUAGCGGACCUGUUGGACCACUCGUGUACGUCAGGCAGUGGCUCUGGUCUUCCUUUCCUUGUCCAGAGAACUGUGGCCAGGCAGAUCAGUCUGGUGGAGUGUGUUGGUAAGGGAAGGUAUGGAGAGGUGUGGCGGGGUCAGUGGCAGGGUGAGAACGUGGCUGUUAAAAUCUUCUCUUCAAGAGAUGAAAAGUCCUGGUUCCGAGAGACAGAAAUCUAUAACACAGUGCUGCUCAGACAUGAAAACAUACUGGGCUUCAUGGCGUCUGACAUGACUUCUCGAAACUCCAGCACCCAGCUGUGGCUCAUCACCCACUACCAUGAAAACGGUUCGCUGUAUGACUACCUGCAGCGGGUUGCCGUGGAGACGUCAGAGGGCCUGGCCAUGGCAGCAUCGAUAGCGUUCGGUUUGGUGCACCUUCACACAGAGAUCUUUGGCACUGAGGGGAAACCGGCCAUCGCACACCGGGACCUCAAGAGCAAGAACAUCCUGGUGACUAAAGACCUGCGCUGCUGCAUUGCAGACCUGGGGCUGGCUGUAACCCACUCCCAGGCAAACAACACGCUGGAUGUGGGUAACAAUCCAAAGGUGGGCACCAAGCGCUACAUGGCGCCCGAAGUGCUGGACGAGACCAUUCAAACAGACUGCUUUGAUGCCUAUAAAAGAGUGGAUAUCUGGGCUUUUGGGCUGGUGCUGUGGGAGAUAGCAAGACGCACAUACAGCAAUGGUAUUGUAGAGGAGUACAAGCCUCCCUUCUACGAUCAGGUGCCAAACGACCCCAGCUUUGAAGACAUGAGGAAGGUGGUGUGUGUGGAGCAGCAGAGGCCCUUCAUUCCCAAUCGCUGGUUCUCUGAUCCUACUUUAUCUGCUCUGGUGAAGCUGAUGAAGGAGUGUUGGUACCAGAACCCCUCUGCCAGGCUGACAGCACUACGCAUCAAGAAGACCCUGGACAAGAUUCACAGCUCUUUGGAGAAGGGCAAGGAGUCAUGAGAAGGAGACAGGAUUUUGAGGCGGCCACCUGAUGUCAGGAAUAGGCUUGGAGAAGAGCCCAAAGUCAUGUGAAUGACAAGGGCUGACAGGGGGGACUGGACAGAGGACAAGAGGAAAGAGUUGUUCCAAGUGUCAUCCAACCUCGUCCUUCUCCUACUCUCGCUUUUUUCUCCUUUCUCUUCGGUUGCCUUCCACCGCCAUCCCCCUCUUUCUGACUUGAACCCCGUACAGAUGUUUUGAACUGUCCUAUCUGAAGAAGCCAGCUGUUGCUAUGGGACAUAAACCAAUUGCCACUGUGUCCGCACUGAUCUGAACUGUGGACUGUUACUGAGUGUGAAGAACAUGUAUGGCACAUUGUAUUACCCAUCCUAAUGCUUUAAUGCCCAUAUGGGACUUCUCUGGAUUAGGCCUUCUUACAUACAUACACACACACACACACGCGCGCAGAAACAAAACACUACAUGCUGAGUGUCUCCUACCCAUUUCUUAUUUGUUGACCUUCAGACAGUUUUUUUUUUUUGGCAUGCGGCUGUGGUAUUCUGCUCAGAGACAAUCAAAUGUAUUUCACUCAUUUAGCUAUAUUAGAGCAAGCCAACUAUUGCCACACAUACAUAGACCCACACAUACACACAAAUGUGUUCAGUUACAAAGGAAAAGAGCCAAUAGAAUCAAACAAAAUUUGUUUUUAAACCCUUAGUAUGAUAUUUAUGUAUUAAAUCUCCACUGUAUUAAAGUACCACACUACUGAGGAUAUGUAAGACUGAUGUAUGACGGUGCGUGAAACUGACUGUAUUCAUAUAUAGGCAUUUACUGUACAUGGACUUUCUGUACCCAUAUUGUCAUAACUGGAGCUAGUAGGAAAUGCUUUGUUGAAAAGUAGUGGAAAAAAUAGGAACAUUUUCCCGCUGAGCCUGUACACUAUAUGGAAAUAAGUUUUAUGUUAAAUGGAGGAAAAUAUCACAGAUUAUAUCUCUGUUUACCUGGUUGGUCCCUGGGAUAGACACACCUGCCAAUAGGAAUUAGACUGAUUGUAUCUUAUAAGAGUAUGAACACAUUAAUGAAAUUAAUUGAAGGUUGACUCACAUCCUCUUCCUGGCAUUUUUAGAGUCUCUGUGGCUUGUCAGAAUGCUCUUUUUACAAGGAAAAGAGGUCAUGGAAAGUCUUGUUUAUGAAAGUCAGUAUUGUAUUAGCUGUUGGGGUUGCACCAUUUUUCUGUAGAGUCGAGCCUCCAUCUGCUCCUGUUGUCUCCAAUCAUUGCUACACACUACAAGUUGCCUGACUUUAUACAUAUAUAUAUAAAUAUAUAUAUGAAAAAAAGAAACACUCCAUCUUUGUUGUUGUUGGAAACCCUGUUUUAUUAAAGAUUCAUUUUAAAUGGACAGAAUUGCCUAAGUGUAGGUUUCUGGGAGAAUUUGUUCACAAGAAAUGCUGGUUUUGUUUGAGAAAAAAUGUUGCUAUGUCUUUUUUAUAUGUAAUAAAACAUUUACUGCACUCUUG
Myripristis murdjan (pinecone soldierfish) is the source of this 3179-nucleotide messenger RNA. RefSeq names its product activin A receptor, type 1 like (gene acvr1l). Gene Ontology annotation, biological process: heart development; cellular response to growth factor stimulus; protein phosphorylation. Gene Ontology annotation, cellular component: BMP receptor complex; plasma membrane. Bases 162 to 1682 code for a protein of 506 amino acids. Gene Ontology annotation, molecular function: transmembrane receptor protein serine/threonine kinase activity; ATP binding. Lineage: Eukaryota; Metazoa; Chordata; Actinopteri; Holocentriformes; Holocentridae. The record is from RefSeq and is a predicted model, not a curated record. The transcript is spliced from 10 exons.